GCGUUGAUCAACGAUGAGGAUCAACACAAUCUUAUAAUGGACUUACAGAUAAUGCUCAAUGCUUGAAGUGACAAGUCGUGAUGUGUAAAACUAACGAGAACAAGGUUUUGAACGGUGGCAUAAAUGUCCUUUAAACAAGAUUAAAGAAUGGAUAUUGACAGCAGAGAAGCCUAAGUGUGCCCUUUUUUAUGCACUCACAUUUUUUUUAUUAAAUGGAUUGCUUUUAAGCGAGAGUGAUUAAACUGUGAUAAAGAACUCGUAGAUAUGGCAUUCGACAAUGUGCAACUGCGGAAUUAAUGUGAUUUACAGUAAUCUUUUAACUGAAAAACAUUCAAACAUAACUGCAGUUUGUCUAAUCCGUGAGGACAAACAACUUUACCUAUAAUUAAAAGCACAACAAAAUGUAUUGUACAAAUUAGUAUAAUGUAAAAUGCUAACUGAAUGAAUUUCCAAGAAUUUGAACCAGAAUAAAAAAAAACCUUGUAUCUUAUUGAAAGAUAUAUGUACGUACAUGACAAAUAAAUAAAGCAGAAGCAAAAAAAAAAUAAUAAUAAUAUGGAGAAUCUCGGCUAUAAGGAGGGCACCGCCAAGCCGCGACGUAUGGCACGCUCUAUCAGCGUGGUGACAAAAAGUGAACUGGAACAGCCGUUAGUCGGCAAUAACGCAAGAUUUAAAUCGAUACCGCCGAAUUUAAUGGUACGAUGGCGCAACAAUAAUGCUGACGCCAUGAUUGAAGCACAAUAUCCUACACCCGGUGAAUUCGAGUACAUGGAAUGCGGACCCUCGCCGCCAGCUGAAAGUGCUCCCAGCAUGUAUGAUAGCUUUGAGGAGCCCACCAGUGAACUGAGUGUACAAAUAUGCAACGACACUUUGCGCAUCAGCCUAAUCGAUCAAAUGAAGAGCGCCGCGGGGCGAGUGCGUUUUUUAGAGGAUAUCGAGCAAGGCAAUGUGAUUUCAGAAAAUGCAAAAACACAUUUCGAAUCAGCAUCGAAAAUCGAAAAGAAUCUCAGUUAUCUGUGGGCAGCUUUCUUAAAGCGAUGGGAUUUAUUACAAAGCUUUCUAGAUAUUGGCGCCGAAUUGAAUUUCUGCGAUCAAAAUGGGAUAUCAGCAUUGCAUUUAGGUGCCUUCAGCGGUUGCCUAUCGACUUUGAGUUUUCUCAUCGGCAAAAGUAUGAAUAUCAAUUUACAACCGAAAUGUUACACACCGCUCCAUUGCGCAGCCUUUGGCAAUUCCGCUGAAGCGGCAAAAUUUCUAAUCAAUAACGGUGCACUAAUCACAAUCGACACCAACAAACCAAACUGUGAGGAAAGUCUAUUGCAUUGCGCAGUGCGCGCCAAUGCGCUCGAGUGUGUGCAGCUAUUCAUUGUGGAAGGCGCAGAUGUAAACUCGCUAAAGCCAAAUGGCACCAACGCAAUACACCUGGCAGCAGAUUUGGGUAACGCACAAUGCUUGGAGGCGCUGCUGAAUGCACCCGGUGCUGAUGCUAACGUUCGCAUUUGCAUACGUGAAAAGGAGUCGACAGCCUUGCAUUUGGCUGCGGAUGAGGGCAAUGUUGAGUGUGUCGAUCUAUUAUUAGCAAAGGGUGCUGAUGCAAAGCUAAAAAAUCAUCGCGGCUUCACAGCAUUGCAUUUGGCGGCGCGUACAUCUAGUCUGGAAUGUGUUGAGUCGCUACUACGUAAUGGCAGUGCAGAUCCCAAUGCCGAAGAUUUCGAUCAUCGUACGCCCCUGCAUGCGGCGGUUGGUAAAUCGGAAAACGCUUUCGAUAUACUUGAAACCUUGAUACAGUGGGGCGCCAAUGUAAAUCAUAAGGAUAUUUAUGGAUUUACAGCAUUGCAUUUGGCUGCGCUUGACGGCUUGGCGCAAUGUGUGGAGAUGUUGAUCUUUCAUGGAGCGGAUGUGACUACAAAAUCGAAAAAGGGGACUUCAGCAUUGAAUGUCAUCACACGUAAAACACCAGCUUCUGUGGCGAUGAUACGCCAAAAGCUGGACGCGGCCAUUACCCUCCACCAUUCGCAGGAUCCAGUCAAUCGUGAAGUGGAGUUAGAGCUGGACUUUCGUCAGCUGCUGCAGCACUGUCAUCCUCGUGAGAUCAGCUAUCUGAAUACUUUCGUUGACGAAGGUCAGAAAGAAAUACUCGAGCACCCAUUGUGCUCCUCCUUUCUAUAUAUUAAAUGGGGGAAAAUACGUAAAUACUAUAUAGGACGCCUAAUAUUCUGUUUCACUUUUGUGCUCUUCCUUACACUUUACGUUCUGACCGCACUCGCGCAUAACUGCUACAACGGCAGUAAGGAUGACAAUACCACAAUACAAGCACAGGAAUUAUGCCAAAAACAGUCCAUACUGGGCGAUAUGCUACGAAAUAAUCCAUUCGUUAUGGAAAUGCAAUGGUGGGUAUUGGUCGCCAUCACAAUUGUGGAGAUAUUUCGUAAGCUCUACGGCAUAACUGGGUAUUCGACGUUCAAACAUUAUGUGACACAAGUGGAAAACAUUAUGGAAUGGUUCGUUAUAACCAGUGUUUUUGUUAUUUCCUACAUAUACACGAAACAGACAUACACCUUUCAAAAUCACAUCGGUGCAUUCGCGGUGCUUUUAGGUUGGACGAAUUUGAUGUUGAUGAUUGGCCAAUUACCAGUCUUCGAUGUCUACGUAGCGAUGUAUACUCGUGUUCAAGGUGAAUUUGCGAAACUGUUUAUGGCCUACUCGUGCAUGCUAAUAGGCUUCACGAUUAGUUUUUGUGUGAUCUUUCCAUCUUCUUCUUCAUUUGCCAAUCCUUUCAUGGGAUUUAUCACGGUCUUAGUUAUGAUGAUCGGCGAACAGGAUCUUUCGUUGUUGAUCAAUGAUCCUGACGGCAAGGAUCCACCAUUUCUAUUGGAGGUGAGCGCGCAGAUAACUUUUGUGCUAUUUCUACUCUUCGUUACAAUCAUUCUGAUGAAUUUAUUAGUUGGUAUUGCUGUACACGAUAUCCAAGGUCUGAAAAAGACAGCUGGGCUAUCGAAGUUAGUGCGUCAAACCAAACUUAUUUCCUAUAUAGAAUCAGCGCUUUUUAACGGUUAUCUACCGCCUUGGUUACGCAAUCUAUUACACUAUACUGCGCUUGUUUCACCACAGGCCUAUCGAGUUGUCUUGUGUGUAAAACCGCUUAAUCCAAGUGAAAAACGUUUGCCACGUGAAAUACUAAUGAAAGCUUACGAAGUAGGAAAAAUGCGAAAACAUUUUGGACAUACAAUUUCAGCGAAAGGGACUGCGGCAACUUAUUUACAAUACAAGAACAAAUAUAAUGAUAAUCAAGCCCAAAACUAUGCAGUAGACGACUUGGAAGCAGCACAUUUUAACACGAUAACGGCAAAAAUCGACGAUAAUGCAGAACGUAUUGAAUUUCUCACGCAAGAAAUUCAAGAACUGAAACAGGCAUUGAUUACGCAACAGCAACAGGCGAGCAAAGUGAUUGAUAAACUUUUGAUAGUAAUUUCAAACCAGCAAAAAAAUAAUUUAAGGAAAUAAUUAUUACAUAAAUUUGCAGGAAUAGAAAAGCAAAAAUUUGUAUUUGUAUUUGACAUACAUACAUAUGUACGAAAAUUUGUGAAAGUUUUACGGUUGUGUCAGAGUCGAGUAUUCAAAACAAUUUAAAGGUAAAACAGUGGAAAAAACAGAAAAUGUUUUUUUUUUUGCCUUAAAUACUUCAUAAUAUCCGAAUUUUAUUUACUUCAGAUCUACUCACGCAGCCGUAUAUUAUGUAUUGUAGUUUUAAGAAAAUGUUGAGAUAUUAUAAAAUUAGACAUAUAUGUAUGGCUUAGUAAAUAAUUAUUUAUAUUAUAUGUGUAGAUUUAAUAGAGAGGAGGUGGAGCAAAAAGUUGGAUGCGAAAUGAAUUUAUAACGUUUAAUAAAUUAGACAAAAAUCGCUGCAAACAAAAAGCAGCUAGUGUUAUUUAUAUAAAUAAAU
Messenger RNA from Ceratitis capitata (Mediterranean fruit fly), 3940 nucleotides. RefSeq names its product transient receptor potential channel pyrexia (gene wtrw). Gene Ontology annotation, molecular function: protein binding; monoatomic ion channel activity. The record is from RefSeq and is a predicted model, not a curated record. NCBI's taxonomy places the organism in Eukaryota, Metazoa, Arthropoda, Insecta, Diptera, Tephritidae. Bases 556 to 3501 code for a protein of 981 amino acids. The transcript has 3 exons. Gene Ontology annotation, cellular component: membrane. Gene Ontology annotation, biological process: transmembrane transport; monoatomic ion transport.